Molecule: messenger RNA, 2686 nt
Organism: Acanthaster planci (crown-of-thorns starfish)
Lineage: Eukaryota; Metazoa; Echinodermata; Asteroidea; Valvatida; Acanthasteridae
Product: piwi-like protein 1
Molecular function (GO): protein binding; RNA binding
Source: RefSeq, a predicted model, not a curated record
CUGACGCCUAAAUGGAGCAGAAGUUGAGAGUAUUGGAAAACGGCCCUGGAUCAGUGAAACAUGUUGAGUGCAUGCGCGCGCACACACGUACACGUUCACCGCGUGGAGAUCAAUCGGUGGUGGAUAUACGUACGUAUACGCGGACGGACCACGCUGAUAUGAUCCAGGCCUCGAACUCAGAGUCAUAACAAGUGGACGGUGGACGAAUAGAAAGGUACAAAAGCAGGGAACACCAUCAACCUAGACCAACAUGGCAGAUCAGCAACCAAGUGGUCGUGCUCGUGGGAGGUCCCGUGGGCGAGGACGUGCCUCUUCUGGCCAGCAGCCAGCCCCGACCAGGCGCCCUGGUGAGACAGCAGCAGCAGCCCCUCCCCGCAUGCCCGCGGCUGAGCCAGACCCCCUGCCCACCCCAGGAAGAGGACGCUCAAGGGGUGGCUCCUCCCAGGUACCCGGAUCAGGAGCCCCAGUUCCAGCAGAGCCAAAAGUGCCCCCUACAGUCCAGAUGGCUGCUCUAAGCAUGAGCGCAGCUGGGGAAGGAGGGAUGGGUGGUAUCAGUGGUCGUGGUAAGCAGGCCCAGCUGAGUUACCAAGAGAUCAAGACCAGACCUGACCACAUCAAAGAUAAGAGGGGCACAGCUGGAGCAAAGGUAGAUAUCCUGACCAACUGCUUCCAACUCAAGAGGGAGGAACACUGGCUUUUGUACCAGUAUCACGUGGAUUUCAGCCCGAUGGUAGAAAGUAUACGGGCCCGGCAGGGCCUCUUGCGCUUUCACACCGAGUCUCUGGGUACCCCCAUGGCAUUUGAUGGGAUGAUACUGUUUCUGCUUAGAAGGCUAGACCAGCCGGUCACCACUCUUCAAACAAAACGCCGCAACAGUGAUGAGAUAGUGACAAUUACGAUCACCCUGAAAGCUGAGCUGGCCCCCAAUAAUCCCACCUGCCUCCAAGUCUACAAUAUUAUCUUCCGCAAGGUCUUGGGAUUGAUGGGCAUGCAGCAGAUAGGCCGCCACUAUUUCAACCCCAAUCUCCCGGUAGUCAUUCCACAGCAUAGUUUGCAGCUCUGGCCAGGCUUCAUCACUUCCAUUCUCCAGUACGAGGAGGAGGUGAUGCUGAUGGCGGAUGUCUCCCACAAGGUCCUGCGUACGGACACUGUGCUGGACAUCCUUGCCAACAUCUAUGUGGCCAAGAAGGACCGCUUUAAGGAAGAGGCAAUGCGCAUGCUGGUCGGGGAGAUUGUCCUCACCAGCUACAACAAUAAGACCUACCGAGUGGAUGAUAUCGACUGGGACAAGAAUCCUAUGCACACCUUUGCCAAAUAUGAUGGCACGCAGAUCAGCUACGCCCAGUAUUACAAGGAUGCCUAUGGGCGGGAAAUCGCCGAUAAGGAACAACCACUGCUAGUCAGCAUUCCCAAGAAAAAGGAUCAGCGUCGUGGAAUGACUGGCCCCAUCCACCUGAUCCCAGAGCUGUGCAUGCUGACCGGUCUGAGCGACGACGUACGCAGCGAUUUCCACGUCAUGAAGGACCUUGCCCAGCACACCCGCAUCUCGCCUGAUGACCGCGUUAACUCACUCUCUGCAUUCAUCCGCAGCUUUCCCAAGAACCAAGAGGCCCAAGAUUACUUGAACAAAUGGAGAGUCAGUUUUCCCUCGAAACCGGUUAAGCUUGAGGGCCGCGUCAUGAAAGCAGAGAACCUCUACAUGGAAACUGGGAAACUCUCCUUCAACCCAGCCGAAGCUGAAUGGAGCCGUGACUUGCGCAACCACAGACUGAUGACCUGUGUCGGUUUGAACGACUGGAUACUGAUGUUCGCACCCCGAGAUCAGCCAAAAGGCAUGGAUUUCUUCCAGGCCCUCACCAGAGUGGGGCCUAAAAUGGGCAUGGCCGUACAAGAACCAAAGACACACCAGCUGAGGGAUGACAGAGCAGAGAGUUAUGUUAACUGCAUCAAGCAGAACCUGAACCGCACAACGCAGAUGGUGGUCUGCAUCCUGCCCACCAAUCGCAAGGACCGCUACGAUGCCAUCAAGAAGCAUUGCUGCCUGGAGGCCCCUGUCCCCAGCCAGUGCAUCGUGGCCCGCACCCUCAGUAAGAAGCAGACCAUCAUGUCAGUGGCCACCAAGAUUGCCAUGCAGAUCAACUGCAAGAUGGGUGGUGAGCUCUGGAAGGUGGAGAUCCCGCCCAAGAAAAUGAUGGUCAUAGGGAUUGACUCGUACCACGACUCCUCCACAAAAGGGCGCUCAGUCGGCGGCUUUGUUGCGACAAUGAAUGAUGACCUCACCCGCUACUACUCCCGAUGUUCAUUCCAGCAUUCAGGACAGGAACUUAUUGAUGGUCUUAAAGUGUGCAUGCAGGCUGCCAUCAGAACGUACGUUGAUAUCAACAAGGGUCUGCCCGACAGGGUGAUCAUCUACCGUGACGGGGUGGGAGACGGGCAGCUGCCAGCCGUAGUGGAGCACGAACUACCUCAAAUUUUGGACACCUUCAAGGCACUGGGGAAGAACUGGGAGCCGCGGUGCGCAGUGAUUGUGGUCAAGAAGCGCAUCAAUAAUCGCUUCUUCUGUACCAACAACGGCAAACUAAGCAACCCUCCACCAGGCACCAUCAUUGAUUCGGUCGUCACCAAGCCAGAGUUGUGAGUCCAUGGCACAAAGGGACUGAUAUCUAAGAUACAGUACACUGCAAUU